AAACAAAAAAAACAAAUGGCUUUGUUAAAUCUGUUGCUAGAAAGUUGGGAUUUGUAGAUAGGUUUUCUUUUGUUGAUCCUGCUGGGCUAAGUGGAGGUUUACUCCUUCUCAGGGACUCAAAUGUUAAUAUUAUCAAUAUUAUGCAAAAACCCUUUUAUAUUGCUGUUGAAUUUGUUAUUGGCUCUGCCCCCCCUCAAUGGGGAAUUUUUGUAUAUAUGAGCUCCUGCAAGCAGAUUAGAGUUCAUCAAUGGGCAGAAAUGGAAAGGGAUAAGGCUUGCUGGGGUUCUAAAUGGUUUGCCUUGGGAGACUGGAAUGGCAUCUGUGUCCAUGAGGACAAAUCUGGAGGCAUCAAAAGGAGUUGCAGGAGUCUUCUGGCAUUUAACUCCUUUAUCAACAACAUGGAAAUGGAAGAACUGCCUAUGCUGGGAUACAGAUUUACCUGGUGCAAUCUCAGAGAAGCUGAAGGCCUGGUGGAGGAGAAACUAGACAGAGCCUUUGCUUCUAAUGAAUGGAGACUGGACUUUCCCAAUGCCACUGUAUCUACUAAAGUGAGAAGUGCAUCAGAUCACUCAAUGCUUCUCCUCUGCAAGGGAUUAGAUCAUCCAAAGCAUCCAUCAAGAUUCCACUUUGACAAGAGAUGGCUUUCCAAAGAGGGCAUUUCAGACAUUGUCUCCACAGCUUGGAAUCAACCCACAUAUGGGACCCCCUUCUAUAGGCUUAAAGAAAAAGUGAAGAGCACCAGGACAGCCCUUCUCAUUUGGAGUUCAAAAUUCAAAUCUCUUAACCAACAGACCAUUGAAGUGCUCACAAGGAGGUUAGAAACAAUGAGGGAAGACAAACCUGAAGAUUACUGGGAACUAUGGAACAAUACAAGAAAUGACCUCAAUGCAGCACACAAGCAGGAGGAACUUCAUUGGCAACAGAGAUCUAAACUUAAAUGGCUCAAGGAAGGUGAUGGCAACACAAAAUUUUUUCAUGCAUAUACUCUCCAGAAAAGGAAGCUGAAUGCCAUUUCCAGACUCAUAACCCCAAGUGGUUCAGUUCUUUCCUCUCAAGAAGACAUUGAACAUCAUAUAGCAGACUUCUACUCCAAUCUAUUCACCACAGAAGGUAGCAGAGAUGGGGAGUCAAUUGUCAACUUGCAAAAAUCUGGAAUUUAUUUCAGCAGGAAUACACCUCAAACUCUGAGAGACAACAUUUGUGGUACUUUGCAAGGGAUAGUUCCUCACAGAUCCUCAAGAUAUUUGGGCUUGCCUCUGGGAAUAGGAAGAUCAAAGAAAGAAGUAUUUGACUACAUCCUCAACUCUAUCAGGAACAAAUUACAGGGAUGGAAAAAUUCUCUUCUCUCCCCUGCAGGCAAAGAGGUUCUGAUCAAAUCAAUUAUUGAGGCAAUCCCUAUUUUUUCUAUGUCCU
Striga hermonthica is the source of this 1413-nucleotide messenger RNA. Lineage: Eukaryota; Viridiplantae; Streptophyta; Magnoliopsida; Lamiales; Orobanchaceae. The record is from the annotation of a GenBank genome assembly.